Pyrus x bretschneideri (Chinese white pear) is the source of this 2761-nucleotide messenger RNA. RefSeq names its product golgin candidate 1. The record is from RefSeq and is a predicted model, not a curated record. The transcript has 20 exons. Bases 283 to 2502 code for a protein of 739 amino acids. Lineage: Eukaryota; Viridiplantae; Streptophyta; Magnoliopsida; Rosales; Rosaceae. Gene Ontology annotation, biological process: retrograde transport, vesicle recycling within Golgi; Golgi organization. Gene Ontology annotation, cellular component: Golgi cisterna; Golgi membrane.
UCGUUAACGCAAAAACCUUCCUCCCUACUAACGAGUCACGACUGAGUCACGACUGAGUCACGAGUCAAACGAGUUGCGACUGCCUUGACGACCCCCCGAGAGAGUUGAGAGGAGGACCCAUUUCACGCAGAUCGCAGGAAGCUUUUACGCUCUCGAAUUCGAGCUAUUCCGACGCCAAACCACGCCGUUUGGGUAAUCUCCCCCAUUUCUUCCAUGGAAGCUGCUCCAUUGGUCAGUCUCUAAGCCGCAGCUGUUGCAAGAUCCGAAUUUGGUUUCAUAAUAAUGGCUGCGUGGCUCAAAGCUGCUGAAGGUUUGUUUGAAGUUGUUGAUCGAAGGGCAAAGCUGGUUGUCAGUGAGUUGGAUGUUCAGUCGCCUUCCCAGUCACCAGCUUCUAAUGGGCAAGAAUCUCAAGCUAAUAAGAGGAAAAAGUCGAAGACCAAGGCUCAAAAGAGGCAGUCCAUGAAUGAAUCUCAGAAAAUAAGUGAUUCUGCACGUGAACAGAUCAGUACGUUGGCAUCACAAGCAGAUGUGACACCUGAAAUAGACAGUGAUGUUCAUUUAAAUGAAAAUGACGGGACACCCUCUGCAGAUCCGACAAGUCAAACCAUCAAUGACCAGCAACAAAAUCUUGACAAAGAUACCACAGUAAGCAUUCCCUUAACAGAGACACGGGCAUUUGAAGUCGAUGAGAGUAAUGUUGAACAAGCAGAAGCUUCAACAACUAUUGCUGAUAGGGAAGCUAUUACAUCAACUUCUAAUGAUAAGAUUGUCAAUGAGAUUGCCUCAGAUGGUCAUGAAGAACGUCCUUUGCCGUCAUCUGCCAAAGAAGUUGAGUUUGUGGAUGAAAACCAUCAGGUUGGAUCAGUUGAUGCUGGCCAAGAUAACAAAUCUAGAGCUCCUGAUUUUCAUCCAGAAAUUGACCAAGGGAGAUCAGAAUCUACCACUGAUUCCAUCAGUAACAGCGAAACUCAAUCGAAAGUCACUGAUGGCAAUGAAGAACUGGUUGUUGAGAAAACUAAGCAACUUGAGCAUAAAUCUGGCAGCUCUCCAGUGAAAGUACAGGAACAGGAUCAAAUUGAGGAGGCUCAAGGAUUGCUUAAAACCGCUGUAUCCACUGGUCAGUCUAAAGAGGCAAGGCUAGCAAGGGUUUGUGCUGGACUUUCGUCUCGACUUCAAGAAUACAAAUCUGAAAAUGCACAGCUAGAAGAACUUCUCGUGUCAGAGAGAGAGCUGAGCAAGUCAUAUGAGGCUCGCAUAAAGCAACUACAAAAAGAUUUGUCCACGUCCCAAAGUGAAGUGACAAGAAUAGAGUCAAAUAUGGUUGAGGCCUUGGCGGCUAAGAAUUCUGAAAUUGAGGCCCUUGCCAGUUCCAUGGAUGGAAUUAAGAAACAGGCUGCCUUAUCUGAAGGGAAUCUGGCUUCACUGCAGGCAAACAUGGAGUCUAUGAUGAGAAAUAGGGAGCUGACAGAGACAAGGAUGAUGCAGGCUCUUCGAGAGGAGUUGUCUUCUGUAGAACGUAGAGCAGACGAGGAGCGUUCCGCACAUAAUGCUACCAAAAUGGCUGCCAUGGAAAGGGAAGUAGAACUGGAACACAGAGCCCUUGACGCAUCCACAGCCCUUGCAAGGAUCCAGAGAAUAGCAGAUGAGAGGACCGCAAAGGCAUCAGAGCUUGAGCAGAAGUUGGCAUUGCUUGAGGUUGAAUGUGCCAAUUUAAAUCAAGAGCUGCAAGAUAUGGAAGCUAAAGUUCGGCGUGGGCAAAAGAAGUCACCAGAAGAGGCAAAUCAAGCAAUUCAGGUGCAGGCAUGGCAGGAAGAAGUGGACCGUGCACACCAAGGUCAGAGGGAUGCAGAGGGCAAGCUUGCUUCUUUGGAGGCCGAAGUCCAAAAAAUGAGAGUUGAGAUGGCUUCCAUGAAGAGGGAUGCAGAGCAUUACUCGCGCCAGGAACACGUGGAGCUAGAGAAGCGCUAUCGUGAACUCACUGAUCUACUGGUAAUGUCACUCAAGAACAGUUAUUUACAUGGUCCGGUAUCGCAUUUUUAUGACACGUCUUAUUCCAUUUGUUUUCAGUACUACAAGCAAACACAAUUAGAAACCAUGGCUAGUGAAAAGGCCGCGGCAGAGUUUCACUUGGAAAAAGAAAUGAAGCGUAUCCAGGAAGCACAGGUGGAGGCCGAAAGAAGUAGGGUUUCUCGCCGGGCAUCAGCUUCCUGGGAAGAGGACGCUGAAAUGAAGGCACUUGAGCCUCUUCCGUUGCAUCACCGUCAUAUGGCUGGGGCAAGCAUUCAGUUGCAGAAGGCAGCUAAACUAUUAGAUUCAGGAGCUGUCAGAGCCACAAGAUUUCUCUGGCAGUAUCCAACAGCCCGACUUAUCUUGCUAUUCUACCUGGUAUUUGUGCAUCUCUUCUUGAUGUAUUUGCUGCAUCGCCUUCAGGCUCAAGCAGAAAAAUUUUCGGCUAGAGAAGUUGCAGAGUCUAUGGGACUUGGUAACACUAACUUACCAUGAUUCAGUAGCUUGCUCCACGCCAGAAGCUGCUCGGCCAAAAUCUUCAAGUUUGACAGUCAUAGAAUGCGCCAAGCGUGAUACAUCCAAUGAUAUAGUGUAGUAGGAAAGGAUGAAAGCUUUGAUUGUAUCUUGCUUCUGCUCUGCAAAGCAAGAUUCUCUUCCCUCAUAUUCUCAUCUUCUUCCUUUCUCUCUUCUCACAUUUUUUAUUUUGUCUUUCUUUCUUUAUACAAAAUUAAUAUAAAAUGUUGACGUGAUUUAA